Messenger RNA from Heterotrigona itama, 2736 nucleotides. NCBI's taxonomy places the organism in Eukaryota, Metazoa, Arthropoda, Insecta, Hymenoptera, Apidae. The record is from the annotation of a GenBank genome assembly.
ACAGCUAACAGAUAUGUAGUGUUGUAUUAAAAAAUUAAUUACAAGUGCACAAUUGAAUGUAAUCAAGAUAUUACUAGUAUAAAAAUAUAAUACUAUAAAGAUGAGCCACUGUCGAAGACGAGCCAAUAAUUUCAUGGAUUCGAUAAGUAAUUUUCGUAAGAAAACAGAUAAUGCAGAAUAUUCUGAUAUUGAUUCCGAUACAUUUUCUUCAAUGUCUCAGGACAGUUUAAUUGAAAUUAAAAAUAAAAGUACAUCUGACGAUAUUACUUGCAACAAUAAAGAUUCCACUAUUUUAGCUGGCAGCUCUUCAAAAUAUUCUUGUGUACAGAAUCCAUCAAUUUUACAUACUUCAUCUUCAGAUAGUCAUGUUGCACCAGAUUUAAAUAAGCGCAUUGACUUAUUUCAAGUUGAACAGUUAUAUAUUAAAGUGGAUGAUACUAAAGUGGAUAAUACUAAAGAAAAUAAUAAUCCUCAAGAUUCUCUGAAUAAUACAUCUAAUAAAUUAUCAAGUUCAAUUCAAAAACACAUCACAGAUUCACAUACUAUGUCACAAUCUAAUACGAAUUUCAAUGUAAACAAUAAUAUAUUAAAUGCAAGGUCAAUUUUAGAUUAUACACCUAGCAAAAAAUUACCACAACUUGUUUCUUCCUCUAACUGUACAAAUAUAGAUAAAGAGACACUUUAUAGAAAUUGUAAAGAUAAACAUAUGGAUAUCGAAACAAAUAAAUUUGAGACAAUACUUUGUUCAUUGGAUAAUUAUUUUAACCAAGUACAAGAAGUUUCACAGACACAACAAAUUUUAAAACGUUUAUCUGAUAAAUUUAUACAAUCACCAGAAAAUUUUACUGAGAAGCUCUUAACCAUCAUUGAAGAAUCUGUUAUACAUGAUGAUGAUAAUACAAGCAAUACAUCUGCAAUAGAUUUGAGCAGAUUAACAACAGAAUUUAAAAAAAUGUGUAAAUUUAUAGAAGAUGAAACUGCUCCUGAAUGGGCUCCAUCUCCACUGUCUACGCCUUCAUAUUCACAAAUAUCUAUAAGCCCUGCAUGUAAUAAAUCUACUCACAUAAAAAAUGAAAAAUUAUAUUCUCCUAUAAAUACAUCUGUACUUACUCCUAUUUCUGGUGCAGAUGUAAUUAAAAGAAGAUUUUUGGCUAAAAUCUCAAAAUGUAAUUCUAAUUCUAAGAGUAUUGAUAAUGUAGAUAAUGUAAGUAAUGCGUCUUUUGAACAUUGGGAAGAUCAAUGUAAUAAAUUAUUUCCCAAAGAACAAGAGGACUCUACACCUUUACGUAAAAGUUCAUCAACAUCUUCUUUAUUAAGUAUGAGUCAAAUCCAUAAUAUAUGUGAGCAACAGAUGGCAUCAUUAAAUAUGUCUAAUGAACUACCUAGAAAUAAAUCAGAAUGUAAUUCUUUUCAGUUAAAAGAAUUACAUAAUAAGUCAAAAGAUAAUCUGUUUAAUGAUAUUUCAUAUUCUAAGAAAAAAAAUAAAAGAAUAAAUAAAAAAUCUGAUUCAGAUAAAAUAACACCUAAUAAGUUUACAAAUAAUUGUGGACUGUUAGAUCCAGAUGAACUAGAAAAAACACUUAUGCAAGACAUAGCAGAAAAAAGGAGGAGAUGUUUUAAUACAGCAAGAAUUAUUACAGAAAUUAAUGCGGAUCCUGAAAUAACAGAGAUACAAAAAACAAUGAGAAUAUUUGCCAAUGACAAUGAGUCUAAUUUAUUAAAUGAUGAAACUAAAUUUUUACAAACUCUAGUUUCUUGUAAAAGCUAUCAAACAUAUUUAGAAAAACAUAAACCUCUUUUAAAGAUACUUCAAAAUUCUCCUAUAACUGAAAGUAACUUAAAAACACCUGAAAACUCUAAUCUAAGACACGAAGAAACUAAAGUUUCCAAAAAAGAAAGUGACAUUAAAAAAACAUCAAAUAGAACAAAAUAUUUUGUAAGUCCAAAUGUAAAUUCACCAUUGAAGAAACAAAAUGUAGAAAAUGAAAAAAAAAAAGAAAGUACAAGAUCAAAACUUUUCAUAACACCAGGAAAGAUUCCUCCAAAUAAGAAUUGUAGACAAAAAAAAACAUAUUUUCCUAGCAUGAAUAGUCCUGUAAAGGAUACGAAAGUAAGACACAUUUUAAAAAGUCCACAUGCAGAAGGCUUAUAUCGGUUGAAUUAUAAUACUAUAAUGUCACCAGUGGGUAUGUAUAUAAGAGGUACAGAUAUGCAACUUAUAAAAAAUGUACGUGCCAAAACAGAUCACUUAUUACUUACACCUGUAAAACAGGAUGUUAAAGCAUUAACAAAUAAAAAUUCAAGACAAGAUAUUACAUCAAAAAACAUAAAUAAAAUUCGAGGAACAACAUCUCUCAAGAUUAAUUUAUCUCCUAAAAUAAACACAAAUAAAGAGCAGACAAAUGCGCUUGCAAAUCUGGCGGACAGUGUAGUUGCAAGACCUGUAAGUGCUAAAUUCCAGACAGGACGCUAAUAAGUUGAUCAACACCGACAAUGGACGUUGCAACUUUAGACAUCAUUAUUUACUUAUGCUUUUCCUACUAUCCUUGCCAUUAAUAUUGCAAAAUUUGAUUGCAAAAAAUAAAUAAUAGUAUUAUAUGGACAGCCAUUAUAUCAUGUAAUAAAAGUAUUAAACGUUAUUUCCAUUAUAUCCUACAAAUGUAUACACAUAUCUUUUAUGAAUGUAUGCUUUUCAUAAAACUGUUACCUUUAUUAUGUGAAGUAUAAUAAAGAUUC